GAGAAACUUGGCUCAAUCUGCGAAGGACCUCACAGACUGACCUUCCUCUAAAGGGUAGGUGCUUCCUGGACACCUCGAAGUACUUGACAGAGUUCCUCAAGAUUUUACAGGGAAAUGGUGCGGUCGUUUAGAGGACAUUCCACACGAGAGCAGGUCUGAUUUGGAGUCCAGAUUCAGGGACACAAAGAAAAGGCUGUUAAAUUUGAGAAUUUAAAGCAGGUAGCCAUUUUCAAUGCAAACAUGUCAUUUACAUGUGAGCAAUUUUAUAACGAGGCAAUACGGCCGAAUUUGGCUCGUUUUUCAUCAACGGUCAAAGUGAGAGAUAUCUUACCUCACCUGCCAUGCCUCACACUCACUGAUAGGGAAGAGGUCAAUGCCAAGAGAGAAACUUCUGGAAACUUCACUGCUAUGCAAACACUUUUGGACAAUCUACGCAGACGUGAGAAAUGGCCUGAUGAGUUCAUCACUGCACUCCGGAACUGUGAACAUAGGGAACUGGCUAAUGAGAUGAGCACUACUUAUGACAAGAUCAGGAACAACACAAAUAAUGCUGUUCCUGCUGCUCCUACACCCAAACCACCACCUGCUCCAGCUGCUUCUUCUACUUCAUCUGGUUCCACAACAACCACAACCACAGUGACAGUUCAUGCAGUCCCAGCAAACUCUCCUCCUCUGCUGAUUCCAACCUCAGGGGGAGCCCCAGUAAGUUCAUCUGCCCCUUCCAACAUUGCAGCUCCUGCUCCUGUUAAACCUCUUACUGCAGUUCCAGCACCUUCUCCUGAACCAGUUUCCCAAGCUGAAGUAGCACCUCCAGUUGUAGCUCCUUCCCAAGCACCUUCCCUUCCUGAAGCCUCCAUCUCUAAAGUGUCUUUACCUGUUCCAACCCUUACUGGGGCAGCUGAGAACAAAACAUCAGCUUUAGAUGAUUCAGAUGGCUUGGCUUUAACAGACCAAACCACCAUCUCCUCUGCUGAAGCUCUUCUCUCCACCUCAAGUGCUCAAGCAUCCUCCUCAGACACUUCCACUUCUCAAAGCCAAAUAACAAAGCUUUACACCACCUCCCAGACUUCUCCGAAGUCAAAAAAGACCCAGGUGCCAACAGCAGACAUAGAUUUUGACAUUUCUGAGAGACUCCCUGUCCAAGACAUUAAUCUCCCAUUGAGAAUGCAAAGGACAUUUCAGGAGCCGGAAGAGAUCUCUGACCCAAAUAAGAGGAACAACACUGUUGGGUUGCCGGUUUUUAAUAAUGCUCCAACAAAUUCUACCACAACAGCUCAGGCAACAUCUUCUGCACCUGCUGAGGUUACGCACUCUCUCUCUUCCAUCGACCAGGAAUUUUUCAGCAAGCCUAAAGUCCUUCAGCAUCCAGAACACCAGCAGAAUAAAGCAGAGAUUCUUCCUGUCUUUCAAGAGGAGCCUUGCUCAGUGGUUACAGAUGAUUUGCAGUUCAGCCGCGCAGCAGACUCUUCCACAGAACUUGGAGAGUCUACUAGUCUUGCAGACCAGAACUCAGCUCCACUUGCUUCCCUUGAUUCUGCUACUCAGUCCUUGCAAGACCCACCAUACAGUGCUGCUCCCUUGACCCUUAACCAGCCUGAGGAGGACAACUAUGAAUCUUUCAAUGGGAGUCAUACACUGCUAAAUGUAAUCCGGUAUGCUGAAGAGCCAUCUGCUGAAAAUAUGAAUGGUCAGCCACCAAGCAUCCUGCAACGUAACACAGUCAUUUCUGAGGACCAGCAUACCCUGAGCUAUGUUAGCACAGAAAGUGCAGUUCAUCUUUCUGAGCCAUCUGGGCAUGACAGUAAGAAGUCAACCACCAUCAACAUUCGAGAGGAAGAAUCCAGUGCUGCUAGGUCAGAGCAGAGAGGAGAGGGGCGCCCAGAGUUAUUCAGAAUAAACAACUCCCACCUUAUUGCUGCUGCAGGGAUUGGUCUUUCCGCAGCGUUCUUGGCCUGGAAAAUCACCCACAAAUGAAAAUUUGUUAUCAUGUACUCACUCUUGUGUUGCAUGAAACCCCUAUGAUUUUUUUUUAUUUUAAAUGAAACACAAAGGGACUUGAGUAAAAUGUCCAGGCUGCUCUUUUUCAGAAAUAACAGUGGUUAGAAACUGGUGCUGAAGAAAAAGACAAAACGUACAAUAAAAGUAGUCACCUGUAAUGUUUUUGCUAUAUACCAAGUCUUCUAUAACCAUUGGAUAGCUUGCUAUGAGGAACGGACUGAGAUUUGAGUUGUCCAACAUGAUCUUUUUCACCAAACUCUUUAGUGAUUUUAUCCUCAUGUAUUAUUUCAUGUGUGUACAUAUAUGCCUAUAUGUAAUCAUGGUUUUCUAUGUGCCUUACAUAGAUAUGCCUUGUAUGCCAGGGCCGAUAAUGAAUUUCACUGCCAUUGCAUCUGUGAAAUCAGUUUCAAUGAUAAAUUGAUUUCCAUCGAGAUUUAAAAUAAUUUCACAAGUUCACAUUUACUUAUAAUUAAAUAAAGGUUAUGCGUAUUUGGCGUGCUGUCCGGGGAGACUCCUGAGCCUGUGGCACCCUCCCGUCCGGGAAUAGGGGUCUGAGUUUGGAGGCCGGCCCAGCCCAAAGUGCUCCCCCGAGUGCUUCUACCUGAGCUGGGGUAGAAACUUGGCUGAAGGUGCGAGAUUGGGGUGGCGGAGGGAUUCUGGAAGUCGAGAGAUAACGAGGGAAGGACUUACUUAAUUAUUUAUAGGCGUUUUUCUCUUGAGCUGAUUGGUAAACUGUGUAAUCACUAUUGAUGAACUGGCCGUGUUCAUUACCCGUGCAUGCUCCUUCCGAAAUAUGUUUGAGAAACUUCACUUGGAGGACCCAGUUUGACUGGUAUUACAUUGUACAACAAUUUCAUGAAUUAUUGUAAGGCCGCAAGAAUACAUCCUGUGUGUGACAGACCAUUAUUAUAAAGAGCUGUUGCAUAACCUAUCAGACAUUAAUGAAAAACUCAUUUGGAACAUUACAUGGACUGGACAAUUGCCCUAACCCUCUACUUAAGGAACUAUUUCUCCAUCACUGUCCCAUAUUUUCUGUGCAUUGGACCCCUAUAAGAGUUUCAAUGUGUGCACACACACAGAACGCUUUCCACUUUUUAAAAAGUUAAAAUGUAUUCUCCUAAUGCCUGCUAUACCUGUAGUAGAAUAACUGUUAAAAUAGAUUAAACUAAAUGUAAACCAAGUGUACCAAGAUUAUAUUGUUUAUAUUGCUGAUAUGUAAGUGUUUUGUCUGCACAAGUCUCCAAAUCCAGUGCACAACAGUAAUGUAUUGAUAUGUAGUUGAAAAAGACUGAACACUGUAUUCUAGGUAUAUUUUUAAGUUCACACAUUUUUUGAGAUUCAAACUCGUGUUCUUUGGGGUUGCUAGCGGCAUUGCUCUAUCGUUUGAACUGCAGAAAUUAUUAUUAUUAGCAUCAAGUUAUCUAGGGUAAACUGCUACAUGAACAACAUUGGAAAUGACUCAGAAUGAAUUACGUGUAGGUCUACACUUUAAAUGUAAUUCAUAUGACAUUUGUAAUCAGAAACUGCACUUUAUCCACACUUUUUGAUGUGAAAUGAUUUAACCUGAUUGUAAAUGCACUGUAUGUAUUACUCCUGGUCUUAUAUUUUAUCUGAUUAUUAUAUGUUUGAGGGAAGUUACUGUAUUUCAGGGGGAAUAUUUGUGCUAAACUGUUUUGCUUUUGUGUACUGUUCAACUUGAUUAUGCACAGUCAAUAAUGAUUUCCAAAAAUGUUUCUGAAAUAAAAUGUCCUACCUUGAGUCUCAACAAA
Molecule: messenger RNA, 3767 nt
Organism: Carassius gibelio (silver crucian carp)
Lineage: Eukaryota; Metazoa; Chordata; Actinopteri; Cypriniformes; Cyprinidae
Exons: 7
Coding region: 241-1974 (577 amino acids)
Source: RefSeq, a predicted model, not a curated record